Molecule: messenger RNA, 3581 nt
Organism: Gymnodraco acuticeps
Lineage: Eukaryota; Metazoa; Chordata; Actinopteri; Perciformes; Bathydraconidae
Gene: pou3f2b
Product: POU class 3 homeobox 2b
Exons: 1
Coding region: 102-1244 (380 amino acids)
Biological process (GO): brain development; regulation of transcription by RNA polymerase II
Cellular component (GO): nucleus
Molecular function (GO): DNA-binding transcription factor activity, RNA polymerase II-specific; RNA polymerase II cis-regulatory region sequence-specific DNA binding
Source: RefSeq, a predicted model, not a curated record
CGUCCACUUGGCAGAGCGCCUGAGAGCCGCCUGUGGGCAGGAGAGGAUCUGUCAAAUGCGAGGUUCCUUCAAUAAGAGAGACCAGUCCGGCUCCGAGAGUCAUGGCGACCGCAGCGUCUAACCACUACAGCAUCCUCACCUCCAGCGCAUCCAUCGUGCACUCGGAGCCCGGCAGCAUGCAGCAAGCCACGGCGUACCGGGACGCGCAGAGCCUGUUGCAGAGCGACUACCCGCUGCAGAGCAACAGCCACACGCUCAGCCACGCACACCAGUGGAUAACAGCGCUGUCCCACGGAGACACAGCCCCGUGGUCCUCCAGCCCGCUCGGCGUGGAGCAGGACAUCAAACCCGCGGUGCAGAGCGCCCGGGACGAGAUGCACAACUCCAGUAACAACCUGCAGCACCAGUCCCGGCCACCUCAUCUGGUGCACCAGACGCACGUGAACCACCACGACGGCCGGGCGUGGAGAACCACCACCGCGGCGCACAUACCGAGCAUGGCCACGACGAACGGCCAAAGCCUUAUUUACUCCCAGCCGGGCUUCGGCGUCAACGGGCUGCUCCCGGGCAGCGCACAGGGGAUGCACCACCACAACCUAAGAGACACUCACGAGGAGCACCACAGCCCGCACCUCAGCGACCACGGACACCCUGCGUCCCAGCAUCAGCACCAGCACCGGUCGCAGAGCCACCACGACCACUCGGACGAGGAUACGCCGACCUCGGACGACUUGGAGCAGUUUGCCAAGCAGUUCAAGCAGCGGAGGAUCAAGCUGGGCUUCACGCAGGCGGACGUGGGACUCGCCCUGGGGACCCUGUACGGAAAUGUGUUUUCCCAAACCACCAUAUGCAGGUUUGAGGCCCUGCAGCUCAGCUUCAAAAACAUGUGCAAGCUGAAGCCUCUGUUGAACAAGUGGUUGGAGGAGGCGGACUCCACCUCGGGCAGCCCGACCAGCCUGGACAAAAUCGCGGCGCAGGGGAGGAAAAGGAAAAAACGGACUUCUAUCGAGGUAAGCGUAAAGGGAGCUUUGGAGAGCCAUUUUUUGAAGUCCCCUAAACCGGCAGCUUCGGAAAUAUUGGGUCUCGCGGACAGUCUGCAACUGGAGAAAGAAGUGGUCAGGGUUUGGUUUUGUAACAGGAGACAGAAGGAGAAACGCAUGACCCCUCCCGGAGCUCUGCCGGGGAAUGAGGAUGUGUACGGGGACACGCCGCCGCACCACGGGGUCCAGACCCCGGUCCAAUGAACUCUGCUGGACCACUCCUCCAGGACAUGUUUACCCUUUUUAUUUAUCCCCAAUGUUAUAUAUAAAUCACUGAACUAUGAGACUCUAUAGUGGGUGUUUUAUGUAUAAUAGAUUGCAGUGACAAUAUCUGCAAUGAAUAUCUGGAAAAUAAGUGAGGGGAGGACAGGACGUUUUCUUUUUAUUCCUCUGCAGAGCUAAAGGAACAUAAGCCUGUGUUCUGUUCUCCGAGGAUACAUGCCCAGCACUGUGACUCCAGUCGACGCAGUUUCAAGGUGUAGCCCCUAUUGUGUAUUGAAAUUAUACUAUACGACGAAAAAAAAGAGGGAGGGGAGGAGGGAUACCUGGUUUUAGACGAAAAGCAUAGCUGAAUGGUUUCCAUUUUUUAUAUAUCAAAUCACACAACAACACUGUUUUUUCCCUGUGAGUAAAAGGGAAAGCAAAUACAAAGGCGUUUAGUUUUCUUGCUCUAAAUUGUUGCGUCCAGCAGUGAUGGUGAUGUGUGUGGGUGGUGCAGGAGGGGGGUCAAAGGAGCUGCGUUAAUGGAGUAAACUGGAGGCCAGUAAAGGCUGCAGCCCCAGUCCAGUGGAGUCCAGCUGGGGGUGAGCAUCGCCUGAGUCCCAUCUGUCAGCCAGGCACCAGCACACAGCCGCCAAACACUGCUUGGAAACAUCCAGCUAGUUAUUCAGUGAGGUUAGGAUUUAGUUAUAAACACAUAAUUAUUAUAAUUAUUCGUAUUGUUAUUAUUACCUGUAUGGCUCACUGGCUAAACUCCUUAAUAACUGGCCUGAGUGCAGUGAUAAUAAAAACUGUUUGACCUCUAUCAGGAGUCAGACAGCAGUGUAAACAAAAGGUCCAUGAUAUAUUUUCACAAAACACGCGUUAAAUGAUAUUCCCCCCCCCCCCCCCCCCCUCAGAGAUUUCAGGAAGGGCUCCGUGUCGACUGAUUGGAUUAUCUGGCACUUUUCCACAACAUGAUGGGCUAUAGAUAUCUACACAAAUAUUACGUCACCAACUCUCAGAGUACAUUUGGAUCCACUUUUGUAAAUAAUGUAUAACUUUAAAAGUCAUGGCUUCAUCCCUUUUUUUUUCUUCACUGGGGCACUUUCUUUGGAUUGAUGUUUUCAAAAACAAACAGUUCUCGUCAUAUAGCCUAUACUGCCUUGUAUGUGUGUGUUAUUUAACGUUCAUUUUGUUGCCGAAAUUAUGCUCGUUUACAGUUUGAUAUUUCUUUGUGGCGCAUUUUAUUUCCAGUCGUCAGAUUUGUUUUUAUUAAUGUGAAAUCGAUUUAAUUUGUUUGAAUAUCUAAGGAGUUCUGUUUUGCCAUUUGAUGUCCGCUCUGAAAUUACAUUAGGUUGUGUUUCCAAUCAAAAUAUAGUGCUUUGAGGACUUCAUUCUGAGGAAUCGAUAACAAUUUUCUAAAGAAUUAUCCAACAUGAAUCAGACGUAGAUGAUGAAAACGGAGAUGGUUAGUGUAUUGAAAAACGAAAAUGGUAAUAAUAAUAAGGCCUUUAGCUUUUCUCCCAGACAUUCCCAAAAAAAUAGAAGCAUAUGAUCAAAAUUAUUAUUAUUAUUAUUAUUAUUAUUAUUAUUAUUAUUAUUCACAUGGUGUUAUUUUAAUUUGUUUGUAAAGUCGUUGCCAUGCAUUUCACUUCAGCCAUUUUGUUCAUCUUCGUCUUUGUUGCUUUUUUUUACAUGGGGGGAGAAACUGCUCGUAGACAUUUUAUUUUAUUUUUUAGUAUUGUUAAUGAGAUUGUAAUUUAUUAUACAAUGGCUUUUUAUAGAUGACACAAAGUGCGAGAUAUAUAUGAAAUAACACCGAGAAGGCUUUUGUUUUGUAGGGGAAGAAUUAAGAGAGACAUAUUUUAGAUUUCUCAGCGGCAUUGCGACAGCCUAACACCGUCACAGCUAAAUGUAAAAACAUAUUUUCUCCAUGCAGAACCUUGCUUUUCGUUUUAUGCAAAAACAGAAAUCCAGGGACUUGUUUUUCUCAUGUGGAAACAUCUUAUCCCCCCCCCCCCCUCCUGAUUUAUGUUAUCCUGCAAAGAACAACACGCACCAUGGCAUUGAAAUAUUUCCUCAGUAGCUUUAAUGAACUCAUAAUUCACAGGAAGUUGUGGGAUGCAUACCUGUAGCAAUCCGACGCUGUUUCUUCUCUUUUUGUUUAAAUGCUUGUUAAACCAGUCAUUUUGGUUUUUGGGGGGAUAUUAUAGGCUAUGUCAUAUUCACUGGAUGAACUUGGGAUAGAUAAAGCAGGGGUGAUAAAACGCCUGACACACGAACAACGGACUUGCACAUUUUUAAAUAAUGGGGUUGAUAUUAAACAGCUUUUUUCCAACG